CAAUACCCCUUUGUGUGUUUCCCUUCCCUUCUCAUAUUUACAAACACCAAAUGAACCAAACCAUGGCCGCCACUGAAGAAUUUAGCUUCCCCGCCAUCACUGACUCCUACCCUUGUGGCAUCGAUUCACCGCCUUUGUGGCAUCUUUCUCCGGCAGCAUCCCCUGAUGCUUUUAGGGAUAAAUUUUCAAAAGAAGGGGAAAAAAGAGUGAAAGAAGAAGAUGAUCAUGAGCGUUUUGAAACAGAGGAGAAGCAUAGGAAGAGCUGUUCAUAUGUUGAGAAAGGGUCAAAGGUGUCGAGGAGAGUAGGGUAUACUGAAGAUGGAGAAGAGAAAAUGGACCUGUUGUGGGAGGAUUUCAAUGAGGAACUUUCCAGAAGCUGCAGUUCAAGGAUGGGUUCCAGUGGCUGCAGUUCAAGGAUGGGUUCCAGUGGCUGCUCCAGCGACGUGGUGGAAUUGAAUUGUGUUCGGUCCCUGAAGCUGUCCAAAACCAAUGGUGGAAUGUUUUCUCCGAAGAAGCCAAGCAUAGUGGUAUUCUUUAAGUCCUUCAGGAAGCUCUUCUUGCUUCACAGUUCUCAUCAUAGUUUAGCAAAACAUCACACUCUACGCCGGUAAAUUGCAUUGAAAAUCCUGUUUUUAGGCUCAUACAAAUUCUGGUAUGAUUGAUUUUAUCAAGAAAAUCCUGUUUUUUUGGUUUAUCUUUAUGGGUUAUACAAGAGAAUAGACCUCUCUUAUUCCCAAAUCUCUCCUCACCCCGAUUCAAGGUUUGAAUCUAAUAUCUUUCACUUGAAAUCUCCAGUCCUUAGUCGCCACCCUUUAGGGUGAGGAAAUUCAUGUUUUCUCCACUGCUUGACAUCUCUUUUUUCACAUGGAAAUAUGGUGAAAUGAUGGGAUUUUUUUGGUGUAUGAUAUCACAUAUUUGGAAGGCGGAUAUAUAAAAGAGGUGGAAGUGUUUGUGUACAUAUGAAGAUUUCAGUCCAUCUUGUUGUCUGAAGUGUAAAAAGAGAGAUGCUCAAAAUAAAAUAUGGUAUAGUAAUAAACACUUUAAUCUCAA
Messenger RNA from Rubroshorea leprosula, 1050 nucleotides. The record is from the annotation of a GenBank genome assembly. Lineage: Eukaryota; Viridiplantae; Streptophyta; Magnoliopsida; Malvales; Dipterocarpaceae.